AUGACGGUGGCAAGAAGGUACAAGAGCCUUCACAAAUAUGAAUACCAGUACGAAGCAGAGUCGCUGAAUGCCAUUAAUGGAGCUUCCAAUCUCAUAAAUGGACCCAAGUGCUCUUGCAAGGUCGAGAUUGAAGUUCCUCAGUCUUGCAGCUACAUCCUGCGCACCACAGGCUGUAGCUUGAGUGAGGUUGUCGAUAUGGACUCAGAGGGCAACCCUGUGUUCGGACCUGCCCCCGGAUCUGAUGCCUUCACUGCUGCAAUGGAGAAUUUGGAGUUAACAACUGGUAUCCAACCUUUCACCUCUCUGUCCCUGCUCAGACAUCCUCUGAAGGUUGUGGUUGAGGGAGUGUACGAUGUGAAACUGUACCCUGAGGAGGAUGAGUCCGUGACCAUCCUGAACAUCAAGAGAGGUAUCGUCUCUGCCCUUGCCGUGCCCCUGCUGGAAGAGGAGAACAACAAGAAAAUGCCCACCAUCCACGGCAUGUGCAAGACCCACUACAUAGUCAACGCCAUGGAGGACAUCGCUACUGACAUCACUCUCAACAGGGACUUGUCCAAAUGUGACCACUUCAUCCCCCAGAGGGACCACACCAGCCCCCUGGCCCUCAUCUCUGGCAUGCACUAUCCUCUUGCUCAGCUGAUCAGAAGCUCCCAGACCUGCAACUACAAGUUUGACAAUGACAAGAAGCACAUGAUCUCUGGUGUCUGCACUGAGACCCACAUCCUGGUGCCUUUCUCUCACAAGGGAGAGUAUGGCGUUACCAACGUUGGCAAGCAGUUCCUGACUCUGUUGGAGGUUUCCACAUACAAUGAGAGAGUUUUUGACCACAAUGUGGCCAACCUCAAGGGUCUGCCAAUGGAAGCUGCUGAGGACAAGAGUGUUGUUCAGGACAAGGAUGCUACUUUGGCCGUCCUGAGGGAACUGGCCACUCUGUCCAACGGUGAGAGGAGAGCCCACCUCUUCCAGCAGCUCGUGAGCAUGGUCCGUGGAAUGAAGGCUGAAACCCUGAGCCCUGCUAUCCCCGAGGCCCUGAAGGUGUCCGGAUCCCUGACCUACCAGGUUCUGGCCCAGUGCGGUACCCCAGAGUGCAGCAGUGCCAUCAUGCAGAUCCUCAGGACCUUUGACAACUCUGCCUUUGAGGUUGAUGCAGUCGUGUUCGCUAUGGGACUGGUCCCCAACCCCUCUGCCCUCCUGGUCAACGACAUGCUGGCUAUGGCACGGUACAAGCAGAGCAAGCCUAUCCUGUAUGCCCUGAGCAAUGUUGUCAAGAGGUUCUACAAGGCCGAGGGCAAAGUGACCCCUGAGAUUGAGGCUGUGGCUGAGUUUGCAGGCGCCCAGCUGGGUGACUGCACCGGCGACAAGGAGCAGAACUUCCUGGCCCUGAGGGUUAUUGGUAACAUGGCUGCAGCCAUGGGAGCCGCCAGUCCUGCCCUGAAGUCUGCUGUGAUCCAGUGUGUAAACGAGCCCGCCGCUUCCCUGGAAGUCCAACAGGCUGCCAUUCAGGCAUUCAGACAGACCCCUGUCCCUGAGGAGGUAACUCACUCUUAUCCUAUUAUGUAUAUGGAAACCGUCAACUCUUUUUUCACUGCAGAACUGUUAUACACAUUCUCCUGUUUACAGGGCAGAGAGGUGCUCAUGCAGGUUGUUUUGAGUGGUGCUAGCCCCCUGCAGAAGCGUGUUGCUGCCUACCUGGUGCUGAUGAAAGACCCUCAGCCUGCUGAACUGGCUCAGCUGGCCGCCGCUCUGCCCAUCGAAGAAGACCAGCAGGCCAAGAGCUUUGUCAUCUCCCACCUGACUAACAUACUGGAAUCCACAGCAGCCGAGACACAUGAGCUGAGACAGAAGAUUCUUGAUGCCCUGCAGGGCAAUGAGGUUGGAACUGUCAUGGAUCCCACCAAGUUUUCCCGCAACUACAAGAUCGGAUCUGUGCAAGGAAAUAUGCUCUUCGAGGGCACCAGCUAUCUGCCCAAGGAAGUCAUGCUGGAGAUGACCCUGAAGGCCUUCGGCUACAAUGUUGACAUGGUGGAGGUUGGCAUGGAAGGCAAAGGACUUGAGCCAACUGUUGAGGCUUUGUUCGGAGAGAACGGAUUCUUCCCUGACACAGUUCUAAAGACCGUCUACUUCGUUUCUGACAAGAUGCCUCUGCAGGUUAGUGAGGUCAUGAAGAGAAUGAUGCCCGCUCUGAAGAAAGACAGAAUGAAGAGACAGGCUUCCCAGAACAUUGUGAGAGAAAUUGGCCGCAACCUCAAUAAACUGGUCAAGAAUCUGAAGGCUCAGGAGUCCCCUGAGGCUAUGGUUUACCUGAGACUGCUGGGAAAUGAACUUGGAUACCUGAAGACCAAUGAGAUGGAGAAGAUGGCCUACUCUGCUGGUCUGAUGAUUGACAACGUACUCAAGAUCUGA
Messenger RNA from Salvelinus fontinalis (brook trout), 2403 nucleotides. Its product is annotated as apolipoprotein B-100-like. The record is from RefSeq and is a predicted model, not a curated record. Gene Ontology annotation, cellular component: low-density lipoprotein particle; mature chylomicron; very-low-density lipoprotein particle. Gene Ontology annotation, biological process: lipoprotein transport; cholesterol homeostasis; cholesterol transport. NCBI's taxonomy places the organism in Eukaryota, Metazoa, Chordata, Actinopteri, Salmoniformes, Salmonidae. Gene Ontology annotation, molecular function: low-density lipoprotein particle receptor binding; cholesterol transfer activity. Bases 1 to 2403 code for a protein of 800 amino acids. The transcript has 15 exons.